Molecule: messenger RNA, 1500 nt
Organism: Anthostomella pinea
Lineage: Eukaryota; Fungi; Ascomycota; Sordariomycetes; Xylariales; Xylariaceae
Source: the annotation of a GenBank genome assembly
AUGCCGGCUUUCGACGACUCCGACUUUGGUGUGCAGGCACCCACCGACGCCAACCAGAUUCGCAAGCAAGCAAGCAACAACGCCAUGGCUGAUGGCAUGGCUGCUUCUCCCGGCAGCAACAUACCAAUUCCAGGUGAUGAUGGACACGGCAGCGCCGUCGAGGUUCCGGCCACGCGGUCCUCUAUCUCAGAGGCGUCCAAAUAUAUGCACAACCUGAGCGUAUCGCCCUCACAGAAGGACAGAAGGGGGUCCCGCAACUCCUUUGGUGCAUCUCUCCCUAUCCCGCGGUCCAAGAGACAAUCGCGGCUUUCUGUCGUCAACCAUGCAGACGGCCGCCCGACACGCCCGGGCAUGCCACCGAUCCAGCCCACUCGGGAGAUUCUGGUAUCCCAGGUCCAGACUAUCGAAGUCCAGAAGGUCAAGGCUGCCAAGAACAUGGCCUUUGCCUUCGAUAUCGACGGUGUCCUCGUCCACGGCGACAGGCUGAUCCCCGAGGGCAAGCGUGCUCUUGACAUUCUCAACGGAGACAACGAGCUCGGCAUCAAGAUCCCACACAUCUUCCUGACUAACGGUAGCGGCAAGCCGGAGAAGCCUCGUUGCGAACAGCUCACCCAAAUCCUGGGAAACCCCGUGAACACGGAGCAAUUCAUCCAGUCUCACACGCCCAUGAGCGCGUUGGCCGAGUACUACAAGACCGUCCUGGUCGUCGGUGGUGUCGGCUACCGGUGCCGUGAGGUCGCCGAGCAGUACGGCUUCAAGGACGUCGUCGUGCCCAACGACAUCAUCGCCUGGGACCCCACCAUCGCCCCUUACCGGGAGUUUACACAGCAGGAGGCGGCCAUGUCUCGGCCGCGCGAUUUCAGUAAGUGCAACAUCGACGCCAUCUUGGUCUUCUCCGACUCGCGCGACUACGCCACCGACAUUCAGAUCAUUAUGGACCUGCUGGUCUCGGAGAACGGCCGCUUCUACACCAAGGCCAAGGAUCCCGUGUCCCAGCGCAUCCCCAUCUACUUUUCGCAGGGCGACCUGCUGUGCCCGACGGAGCACUGGACCCCGCGUCUGUCGCAGGGCGCCUUCCGCAUCGGCCUCGAGGCCAUGUACCGCGCCAUGACGGGCGUCGACCUCGAGCGUGUUGUCUACGGCAAGCCCGAGUUGGCCACGUACAAGUACGCCGACGAGGUCAUGACCUCGUGGAUGGAGCAGCUGCACGGCGAGGAGAAGCUGCCCGAGAACAUCUACAUGGUCGGAGACAACCCGGCCUCGGACAUUAUCGGCGGCAACAUGUACGGGUGGAACACGUGCCUGGUGCGCACCGGUGUCUUCCAGGGCGGCGACAAUGACGAGAACAACCCGGCCAACUUUGGCGUCUUCGCCAACGUCCUCGACGCCGUGCAGGCCGCCCUCAAGAAGCAGCUCGGCGACGACUUCAAGAUGCACUUUGACGAGACCAUCAACCCCGUCCUGCACGGAGGCGAGAACGACAACGCGGCGGUUGUGUAA